AUGGUGAAGAGGUAUUUCGACUUCGCGGCGACAACCCACAGGUUCUUGCAUCGGCCUACGAUAGACCUAUGGCUUGAGGAGCUCUAUGGCACCAACGGCGGGAUGCUAUAUCAGGAGUCCGCCCGGAGUCGCAUCGCCGUGCUGUUCAUGGUGUUUGCACACUCGAACAACUACCAAGGUAGAAUGAAUGGCGACUCAAACGAGUCAGCGGCGGAUGCAGCUGAAAAUAGCGCACGAUACUUUGCCGUGGCAGAGCAUCAACUAUCGAUGGAGAAGGGUCAGAUCAAACUUAGCAAUGUCCAAGCACGGCUUGCACAAUGCUUCUACCUACUAGCCCAAUCCAGAUUGAAUCACUGCUGGACACUUUUUGGAAUCACGGCUCAUCUGGCUCUGGCCCUCGGGAUCCAUCGGAAGUCAAGGGUCGAUGCCAACACGUCGAACCGCGUUGAUCACAUUGAUCUAGAGUGUCGAAAAAGGACGUUUUGGUGCGCCUAUAAUCUCAACACAUAUCUCAGUGCUGCAUUGGGCCGUCCGAUGACCUUCCACGAUGAAGACAUAGACCAAGAACUACCGCUUGGUAUUGAUGACGAGCGUCUUCGGUCGAGUCCCCCGCCUGGUCCAUCGAUGCUGGGCCCAUCUAUCACAUCGGCGACCGUGGCACAGAUCAAGCUAUCCAGAAUCCUCGCCAGGAUUCUCAGAGUUCUUUACGGCAUUCAUCCGCCAUCGACAGAGGAGCAAUUCACCCUGACCGCGAAAUUCUCUAGGGAGUUAGAAGAGUGGCGGGAACAUAUAUCAUACCUCCUUGAUACAGAUGGCAACUCGGCUAUUUUUGUCAGACUUGUGUUAAGACAGAGAGACGUCCUAAAACUCGCAUUCUGGCACGCGCAAAUCCUCGUCAGCCGCCAAUUUCUCUUGAAAACUUUCACAAGCUUGGCAAACUACGAGCCCAGGGCUGGGGGUCCACUGGCUCAGCGGAAAGAAGAGGUGCAGAAAAAUGUCAAAACCUGCAUUGAAGCCGCGGAGCACAUCAUCGAGCACAUUGAUCGUAUCAGUGCGGCUGGCGAACUUUACAGCACCCUCUUUUUCAUCCCAUACUAUGGUUUCAACGCUGUGGUCAUCCUCUAUCUAUACGCUAUCCAAGAACGAAGUGAGCGUCCAGAAACCUACCUCCGACACUUCCGCGCAGGCUCGAAAUGCCAUGCGCAGCUAGAGAAAAUUGCGACCCACGGUUCUUUAAUGCAAAGAUACGGCGUCGUCUUACAGGAACUACGUCUUGAGGUGCUUCGAAACAAUGCGUACCUGGCUUCUGUGUCUACACCCCAUGCUGAAGAUGAUUCUGCUGAAGGUGAGAUACGGGACAGAAGAGUAGAAGUAAGGACAAUGAGUGUCAGCAACCCUGCUCCGGAGCCGCCACACCCUUUUGGAGCCCCCAGCAUGGGCGCCAACGCUUCUCGGCUCGGAGUGGCGUCAUCUCAUGGUCUGGAAGGCCCCCGAGGUGGAAACGAAGAUGCUUCGUGUAUCGUACCAGCUACGAACCCGGGUUCUAUGGAUGGAAUGGACGAUUCCCUGACCCAUAUGGCCAGCUGGGGGCUGUUUGAUUCAUUGGUUACAGGAGGGACCGGAACCCUUGAUAUGAUGUGGGAUAACAUGAAUUUGACGGGUUUCAACAAUUGGUGA
Molecule: messenger RNA, 1677 nt
Organism: Clonostachys rhizophaga
Lineage: Eukaryota; Fungi; Ascomycota; Sordariomycetes; Hypocreales; Bionectriaceae
Source: the annotation of a GenBank genome assembly